AUGUUUAGUAUUUUUAAAAAACGGAAACCUAAAGCUGAUAUUGACGAUCCUGGCAUGGUUGACAUUUCUACUAAUAGUACUACUCAUACAAGUGAUACAACUCUUGAUUUGGGAGAUUUGGGAAAUAAAGAUUCCGGCCCAUGUCGUCCUAUACUUACAGAAUAUAAAAAAAUUAAAUUUGGAACACAACAAAGAUCGUUUCGAAGCCAAUGGUACAAUGAAUGUGAUUGGCUAGAAUACAGUGUUCAGCGUAACGCUGCAUUCUGCUUUGUUUGCCGAACUUUCGGUUCAGAAAAUUCAGGUGAAAAUAUAUGGAUUAAAUCUGGGUUCAAUAAAUGGCAAAAGUUUCUUGUAAAAUCAAAAAAACAUUCUUCUACCAGUACUCAUUUGACUAAUUUAUCAAAAAUGUGUGCAUAUAAAAGUAGUUUAAAGACAGGAUCUGUUGUGACACAACUAUCUAGCGCUCAUAAAAAACAAGUUGAAAUUAAUCGCAAAUACAUGUCUAGUUUAAUUGAUGUUGUGUUAUACCUUGCUAAGCAAGGCAUAGCAUUUAGAGGACAUAAUGAAAAUUUAGAUUCUUUAAAUCAAGGUAAUUAUAAGGAAAUGUGCCAUAUGGUAUUUUCAAAGUUCAUGCCAGAUUUGAAUAAUGUAUAUGAGAAUAAAAUUAACCAUACCAGUUGGAAAGUGCAGGACGAAAUUAUUAAAAUAAGUGCUGACCUAAUUAAAGAAAUUAUUGUUGAGGAAAUUGUUGUUUCUGGGAAUUUUGCACUUAUGGUUGAUGAAGCCAGGUCCCAUAAAGAAGAACAGUUAUCUAUUAAAUUUGAUUGUUGUGGAUAUGUAAAUGGUUUAUGUUCAUUUCUCUCGACCAUCCAACAAUGCUAA
This is a messenger RNA of Macrosiphum euphorbiae (potato aphid), 882 nucleotides long. The record is from the annotation of a GenBank genome assembly. NCBI's taxonomy places the organism in Eukaryota, Metazoa, Arthropoda, Insecta, Hemiptera, Aphididae.